Suillus subaureus is the source of this 990-nucleotide messenger RNA. RefSeq lists its product as uncharacterized. The coding region runs from base 1 to 990 and encodes 329 amino acids. The record is from RefSeq and is a predicted model, not a curated record. The transcript is spliced from 9 exons. Lineage: Eukaryota; Fungi; Basidiomycota; Agaricomycetes; Boletales; Suillaceae.
AUGAUCACCAAGUCAUCUGCACCUACAUGCAAAGCCACAUGGGGGACCCUUUUACAAUGUAUCACUAACCUUUUGGUAGAUGACUUUACUGCCGUGCAAUCUGGGUUUGGAAUUGAGACCCUGAGGAUGAAGAAAGCCACAUGGAGCCAAUUCACUUUAGUCUCCAGAAAACAGAUGAAGAAGACCAACUACACCCACACCCUGCUAUCACAUACUGCAUGGGUGACCUUCCAUCAAUACCCUGCUCUAUUCCACCACGUUGGCACCUGUCGUCGACAUGGACAGAAUAAGACCUGGGCAACUGGUGUUUCUCCUGUUGCUACUGAUAUACCCACUGCCUCUGCUGCUAUCUCCGCUAUCCCUGCUGCCAUCCCAGCUGCUAUCCUUGUUGCUGCUGCAGCAAAUGCCACUACUCUUCAGCACCCCCAUCAGUGUCAACUUCCUGUCAGGUACAGAACCAGUGAUGCAGCUUCUGCUGGUCCAGAUGAGGGUGAAGUUUUUGACCUCGACAAUGUCUCAGGGGAUGAAGAGGAACUGGAAAAUCUUGCUGCACCUGCCACUAUGGUGCCUGCAGGCUCUAAUCCAAGCCCACUCCAGACCGUCACCAGCACUGUUCACACUGACCCUUUAGCCACUGGCAACCUCAAGCAGCCUAAAGGGCCAACUGAUAUCAAUCACUUCUACCAGAUUGACCCUGAUAUGAAGAGCAAAACUUGCAUCCCUUGUGAAACACUGCAUGAAAUUGGCACAACACACAAGGUCAUGAUAAAGGAUCUAAAUGAACACCUUGCCGAAGGGUGGUCACUGAAGAUGAUUCGUGAACAGCUCAAGAAAUUGCCUUGCACAAUGCAAUCACUUGGUCCCCCCCCUAACAAGGGAUCUGGUGCCUCACUGGGAGGAACCUGCUCUCCAGAAGAUCAAAUUCCAGACUUCAUGCUUGAUGAAAUGCAUUGUCAAAUUGUCAAGUUUAUUGUUGCUGAUGAUCAGUAA